Coffea arabica (coffee) is the source of this 1625-nucleotide messenger RNA. The record is from RefSeq and is a predicted model, not a curated record. Lineage: Eukaryota; Viridiplantae; Streptophyta; Magnoliopsida; Gentianales; Rubiaceae.
ACUGUGAAGAUCUCAGACAGCAGGUGCAAAAUGGUCUGCUUAGAAUGCCUACUGUGGAGGAGCUUGAACAAAAGGCCAGAGUUCUGCGUGAGGAAAUUGUGGAUGAUAUGAUUGCUACAGAGUUGAGAGUCCUGCAAGUAAAAAUUGACAGAGCUAAUGAAAAGGGUUGGAGACGAGAAUUGUUCGAACUUAGAAAUAGAAGGACACAGCUAGAAGCACCAUCAAAGCGGUUGUGGUUAAUAAAUAAUGUUCCAGUGGUCAUUUCAGAAGAAGUAGAUAUCAAUGUUAUGUCUUGUGGAACUGCAGAUGACAGACAGGGAAGCGAAGGCUCACCGGUAUCAAUCCCAAUUGAAGGGUCACAAUGCACUAGUAACUGUGAUAAAUUCAGUGAAAGCUUGACAAAUUCAGUACCUAUCAAUAAUGUGGAGGCAGGUGGUAAAACUAUCUCAGUAGUGUCCCUCUUCAAGAGAUCACCAGGUGCCUAUACUCCAACUGAAGAGCAUGCAAGGAAGCUGGUGAAAGAUCCCGUGGUGAAUGAUGCUACACCUUUUUGUCCUCAAACCACAAACACAGAGACCAAUCCCAUGGUGAAUAAUGCUAUGCCUUCAUGUCCGCAAACCACAGACACGGAGACCAAUAAGGACCCUGAGCAACUGUUUCCAGAAAUUGAGCAGAAUAAACCAAUACAAGGACAGAAGGUGAAUGUAAAAGGCACAGCCAUGAAUACUGUUGAGCCCUGUUUAGAGCAGAGUCGCUCCAUUUGUUUUGUUCCUGCUUUUCCAUUGGAUGGCAAGGUUAUGACUCCUGUUGUUGAUCAUCAUCCAACUAUGACACAGCAAUCAAAUAAUGAAAGCUCCUUGAGAAGGGAGCUUGACUCCUUACGUUGUGACCUUGUAAGCACGUCCACAAGGGGCGCUUUACUGGAGGAUGAAUUGAAGGCGCUCAAAAAUAAGAUGGAGCAUGAUGCUCUUGUAACCCCAUCCAAAAUUUCAAGCAUGGAGAAAAAACUUGAUUUGAUGUUUGAGCACCAUGCCAGGCAGUCCGGAGGUGCACAGGUUGAACCUGCCCAGGAGAAAAUAACCUCUUCUAACAAGUCAAAAAUGUCUGCGGGUGAUGUCACAAGGUUGUUGGAACCUAUAAAAAGAGCUGGUUGGACUGAAGCUUUGGAAGAGGUAAAGGCAAAGCACCUCCCACACUUGAAUCCGAUUGAAUUCCCUAUGUAUGACCCUGGUUCCCGGCUCAAAGUAAGCCUUAUUGCAAAGAGAAUUUGUGAAUCUGGUAUUCAUAUUGAUCAUUUGGUGUCAUUAGAAGCAACUGAGAAAGAACAGGCUAGCGAAACUCAGCGCAACAUCUAUCUAACUUGAGGUUGAGAACUCGAAACUGUCGAUGAAGGUUAACUUCUAGAUAUUCCUACUCGAGUCCCUUAGCCAUGACCCUUUUAGGUGGUGGUGUUAGCUUCUGAUUCCUGUGUUCGUUGUUUCUUUGGAAACCUUGUAAGAACAAUGUGUGUGUGUGUGUGUGUGUGUUUUUUUUUUUUCUCUCUCUCAAGAAACAGUAGUAAAAGCUUAGUUAAAGUUUGUGAAAACACUUGGUCAAUACUAUCUCUUUAGAAUAAGAUAAACCUG